Molecule: messenger RNA, 1650 nt
Organism: Cladocopium goreaui
Lineage: Eukaryota; Dinophyceae; Suessiales; Symbiodiniaceae
Source: the annotation of a GenBank genome assembly
GAUGGUGUGAAGGUCAAGAAGGAGAAACAUGCGGAGCAGGAAAUUGGUUUUAAAAGACAAGAUAAGGAGAAGAUGGAGCUGGAUGAUCUUUGGCUCAAGGUUCACAAGAAAGUCAAUGAGCAGUCAUUGAUGACAUUUCCAGCUGCAAACGCCGCCGCAGAAAAUGCUCUGAAACCACCGGAAAGCGAGUCAGGCAUUAACCAAGUGCAGACGUCUGCCCAGCAACAGCUGGAACCAAGUGCAUUUGGCAUGGAAGAUGCUUCAAGAUCAAAAGCAGACGAGGAUUCGGCCAAUCCCGAAGAGAGCUCCUUGGAUGCAUUCGCUUCACACGCAGCGACCUGGGCGAAGCAGUGCUUGGCUUUUCGGAGUUCCAAGACUUGGAGUCCCACCAGGCCUUGUUGCCCUGCGAAUUUCUUUUUGCGCUUGGCGAAUGAAACUCCAUCUCCUCCACCACCAGAUGCGCCAGCAUGCGUGCUGCGUCUCACUGGACAUGGCUUGCGGUGCUUGCAGCGCUUUCACGAAAAGCAGGGCUUGCACAGCAUGACCUUCCAGAGUCAGGCAGAGGCAUCUCAGACGCCCCGGGACAUGUCGCCACAAGAGCCCCCAAUAGAUAGCGACUUGAGCAUGCAGGACUACAAGGUCCGCGACCUGGAUUGCAUGAAGAUGUGGCCUUGGAUGAGGGAUCUGCCCACUUCUGUUUGGGCUGGUCAUGGUUGGGCUUUUGAUGAGAACGGGCUCCGACGGCUCUCAUCCUCAGGCGGCAGCCAUGCCAUGGAAGGCGUGGAAGUCUUCGAAUCUGUAGGUCUUGCAGCAGAGCAGGUGAAACCUUCAAAUGAAAAGAUUAGAGACACCCCAAUCGCAGUGGCUGCUGAGGAGCAUCCCCCGCCACUUGCCGAGGGGCAGAAGCCAAGUCGAUUCCAGAGAAUCAAUGUGGCGAAGCAAAGUGGUGUUCCCAAUGUCCAGUGGAAGAAUCACCUGCAGGCAUGGGAGGUCAACUUUCACAAAAUUGACUCACAGGGCAGGAUGAUUGGCAAAACGGGUCGAGUCUUUUCCGUGAAGAAGUUCAUGGGCCCAGGCAUCUCCGAGGCCCAGGCCGACGCACUAGCUCUCGAGGCCGCCAGGGCCUUCCGCGCAGAGCUGGUGGAGAAGGGCAUCCUCAGCGAGCCAAAGCCGUGGGACCCCAACUUCACCAGCGAAGUGCCGGGGGUGAAGUGGAGGAAGGGCAAGCAAAAGUGGCAUGUGGAGAUCACCCCGAAGAGCGGCAAGAAGAGGAUCCACGGCGGCUACUUCACCGAGAAGGCGACGGCCGAGGCGAAGGCCUUGUUGCUCAUGGAGAAGACCGGCCUGCAGCGCCAGGUGAAGCCCGUGGCCACGCUGUCGGAGCUGCCGGUGUUCCAGCUGAAGGUGCCCUACCCAGGGGUGAUUUGGAGCCAGGCAGAGCAGCAGUGGCGUGCAAGAUGCAGCCUUGGUGGUGUGGAGCGAAAUUUCAGGGUGAGGCCCAAGGACCACUCGGAGGCGGAGCUGGAGCGCUCCUUCCAAGUGGCAGUGGCAUGGAAGAAGAAGCAGAAGAAGGAGAAUCAGAAGGAGAAGGAGAAAGAAAGCAAGGCUGUGAAGUCCAAGGCGAAGCCUGGGAAGAAGCAGCGAAAGUGA